ACAUCGUACAGUUCGUACACAACCGUUCGGUAGUAUAGAAGUGGAAUAAACAUUUAAACAUUUAGUCGAUGUUCCACAGCGCUUUUGUACACAGUUUUCAUGUUAAAUAAAUCGCAUUACACUUUGAACAUAACAAUACAUUCGAUGCAAAUGAAUUAAAUGAUUUUUUUUUUCGUCACAGAUCAUAUUUUGGCAAAGUGUUUUAGUUUUUGUUCGUGAGCCUAAAUAGAUUCAAAUUGAUAGACUAGAUUACAGAAGAAAAAAAAAGGAAGAAAAAAUUUCUUGUACAAAGACCAGAUUCUCAUAAAGCUAAAAAAAUGACCAAUACAAACGGAGACGUCUUUACAAUAACAACAACCCAAAUGGAACUGAAGAAAAAUGACAACGCUCCUCGCGCCAGCUCGUUCAUUCCGCAACUCGAGAAACGACAUUUCCUAAUUAAGUGUCUACCAAUAUCUACAGUGGACAUGAUCUGUAUGUUUCUUGGGGAACUAUUCGGUACAACUUUGUUACUUUUAUUCGGAUGUAUGGGUGGAUUAAACUGGGCCGGUACGGAACAGCCAGCAUUUGUUGGGCCAUUUAUUUUCGGCUUAGUAGUGAUGUCACUUGUUCAAUGCUUCGGUACGAUUUCCGGAGCUCAUUUCAAUCCGGCUGUCACACUGUGUGCGCUUAUCUAUCGCUUGAUUUCGAUCCCAAUGGCCAUUGCGUAUCUUAUAGCUCAAGUAGCUGGAGCUAUUAUGGGUUUCGGUUUGUUUAUGCUGUUAACGCCCGACGGGAUAUUCCGUCCGGAAGGUACAAUAGGCGCUGGUAUAUGCAGCACUGUACCGCGACCUGAACUGACAACCGUGCAAGUGUUCUUCUUGGAAUAUUUUGCGACAACGGUUUUGAUUACGCUGUGUUGCUCGUCCUGGGAUCCCAGAAACGCUCAACAACAAGAUUCUGUUGCUAUAAAAUUUGGCUUCGCUGUUUCGGUACUAUCAAUGACAGUCGGUCCAGCAACCGGUAAUAGCAUGAACCCGGCCAGGACACUUGGUCCCGCAUUACUAAAUGGUGAUUGGGACUUGCAUUGGGUUUAUUGGGUGGCACCAAUGUCCGCAGCGCUUAUUACCACUUUAAUCUACAAGGCACUAUUCUUCAGAGAUGCUCCUGCCGCAAAGAAGGAUAGUUAGAAUGAUUGUGUGCAGUAACGGUUAUACUGCUGUGAUGUGAUAAUAGUAGUUUUUUAAGCAAGACUGAACGAAAAAAAAGAACAAUCUUAUUGAACCGGAAAUGGAACUCUAGUCGUAAGGGUUCCGCUUUUAUACACCAUCGAAUUUUUGCUCAGAGACUAAUGAUUUAUUUAAAAAAAAAUAUUUAGACGAACAUAGGCAGUACAGUGAAUUUUAGGUCCUGAAAUAAUAAUUUCCUUCAGUCGCUGUGACUGACGCGCCAGUAUUUUUUUAUUUACUAAUUUUUCGAUCAGUAUUUGUUUGUUUUAGCAAUUUAAGUAUUCUUUAUUGUAGCGGUUAAGUAAAGAGUUAUUAAAGAAGACGAGACGUUUUAAUGUGUGGAGAAACGGUGAUAUUAAAUCGUAUAGGAUUAGUGAAGUUUGUCUUUUGAUAUGACGUGCGUUGUAAAAUAAUUUUCGAUUCAAUAAAAAA
This is a messenger RNA of Bradysia coprophila, 1640 nucleotides long. Its product is annotated as aquaporin-4-like. Gene Ontology annotation, molecular function: channel activity. The record is from RefSeq and is a predicted model, not a curated record. Lineage: Eukaryota; Metazoa; Arthropoda; Insecta; Diptera; Sciaridae. Gene Ontology annotation, biological process: transmembrane transport. Gene Ontology annotation, cellular component: plasma membrane.